Tripterygium wilfordii is the source of this 2530-nucleotide messenger RNA. Its product is annotated as condensin-2 complex subunit H2. Gene Ontology annotation, cellular component: nucleus; condensin complex. The transcript has 11 exons. Bases 258 to 2306 code for a protein of 682 amino acids. Gene Ontology annotation, molecular function: chromatin binding. Lineage: Eukaryota; Viridiplantae; Streptophyta; Magnoliopsida; Celastrales; Celastraceae. Gene Ontology annotation, biological process: mitotic sister chromatid separation; meiotic chromosome condensation. The record is from RefSeq and is a predicted model, not a curated record.
GGGAAAAAGGCUGGUGGGGAAACCUUUUGAACCCUCGUCGUCUCUGGCUCUCUCUGUCUCUCUCUCGCCAAGAGCCAAAAACAUUCGCAUUACCACCACACAAGGCCUAAUUACUCUUCAGUUUUCUCUGUGCUUUCUCUCCCGUUUUCUUGCGAACCAAUCGGAGUCUAAAACCUCCAAUUUUAGGGUUUUCCAUUUUUGACAACCAAAAGAUAAUUUUAGGGUUUCAAAUCAAAUUCGGGCACUAUCAUCAUGGCAUGACUAACCGCGGCGAAGAACCAGGGAGUGAAGGCAUUGGUGGGUUCCACACAGUGCAGCCGGAGCGUGAUCUCGGGGCCAAUUGGGAGGUAGAUCUCGCCAAGAAGCUCGAAGAGUAUCUUUUCAAGAUCUGCUCUGGUGAAAUUACAGGAACUGAAGAGGAUAACCAUAUUUCUGUUAAUUUUGCGGAAGCUGCUUUGUUACUUCAGGGUUCAGUUCAGGUGUAUAGCCGGAAGGUGGAAUAUCUGUACAACUUGGUUUUGCAUGCUUUAGAGUUCCUUUCUCAAAAGAGGCAGCAAGAACAAGAGGGUGCAUCAGUUCAGAAUGAAGAAAGUGGUUCUCGUGUGGCUGCUGAGGAACAGAAUGAUCUGUUUUGGGGCUUAGAUGAUAUCCCAGUGGAAGUAAGGAACCGCCUGGAUAGUUCAAACAGCAAAGACAUCUCUUUGACUCACUUUGUGAAGCCCCCUGCAAAUCUAGUUGUUCUUGAAGGUGAUUGCUUAGAUACCACUGGUGAUGGCGGGGAACUAGAGUCAUAUCUGUUAGCAACCAAUGAUCUCUACAGGGAUUUUAUUCUAUUGGACCCAUGCGACGGCAUAACAGUAGACCAUUUCUUGAAGGGAGAUGCAAGUAUUAAAAGGCAGAAUAGUGCUUACAGAGGCAGCUCAGCAAGUAAGAACUUUCUGUCCCCUACAAGACGUUCUUGUGGAACUGCCCGUAAGUCAUCUCUUGGAACGAGCCAGGAUGCUAAUAUCAACAGAUCUCCGGUGGUUGGUCACAGCUUCGAUAAUAGUAAUGUUUAUAUGGGUUCUGAUCAUCCAGCCUCUGAUAAUUUUGAAUAUGGUGAUCUUGGAAUUGAUAUGGAUGAUAGAUAUUCAGACCCUGGGGAGUUGGGUGCAUCAGAUGCUGAUGAUGAUGAUCCAUGGAAACCGUUAAAUCCUUAUGAACCCGGGACCUUGAAAGUGAAGCCAUUCAGAAAAGUAAAAGCUUUCAAAAAGAAUUGGGUAAUCUCUACUGCGCAGAGCUCUUUGAGUACUCUGUUUCCACCUGCGAGAAUGAACGGAACAAUUAGCCCAGAGUUGACAGAAAUGUGGGAGAAACAACAUAAUGCUCUUGAAAAAGAAAAGAAGUCUCAAUCUCCUUCAUUAUAUGAAAAGCUACGGCUAUCGCUCGCUGAUGGAGGAUCUAAUCCUUGUGACACUUUCACUAAUCCUGAGAAUGACAAAGAGGACCUUGCUUAUGAUGAUGCUAUUCCUGAUUUGGGGGAACCUGAUUUUGACAUGCCAGAAUAUAUGGAUGACGAUGUUCCUCUAUACCAUGAUAGGAAUGAUGGUUCUGCUUGCUUCGAUACUAAUGAAGCUUAUGGAGAUGGAGUUCCAAAUUCUCAGGCAAGCCUUGAAGAUCUUUGUCGUUCUCACCUGGAUGCUCUCCUUGCUAGCAUUGCUGAGAAUGAGAAGCAGACUGAAUUGGCUGCACGGGUUUCAUCGUGGAAACAGAAAAUUGAGCACAAUCUGGAAGAACAAGAUUCACGCCCGCCAUUUGAUAUUCAUGACUAUGGUGAAAGGAUUAUAUUAUCUCUUGAAGGAGAUAAUGCCACCUCCUUUGCUGAUGUUGUGAAGGGUCAGGAAAAACAUGAUGUUGCUCGAACCUUUUCUGCACUUCUUCAACUGGUGAACAAUGGUGAUGUUGAUUUGGAUAGGAGUAGAGUAGAUGGUGAGUCCAUUUGUCAUACAGCUGUGAAUCCUUUCCAUAUAAAGCUUCUUAAACAUAACAAGGGACGUAAGGAACCACGAUUUCAUAUGUCGAGAAAGAGAGUCAAAUCUCCUCCUUCAGGUAAAGGACAUAAGAAAGCUAACAAGUACAAGCCUGUGACAGAGAGAUCUACCGCUUCCAAUUCAUCUUUAGCUUAUGGAUUAGCAGCUAAAACACAAUCAAAUGGCAAAUUCUCUGUGAAGCUCGGAACGGUUGAUGGCCUGAGGUGCACGCCUGAUGGCAAGAGGAGACGUAGGUCUCGAUUUGUUGAACCAGUCGACAUAAAUUCCGCUGGAUGACAGAAAAGAACAUCAUUUGCAAGGGGAAUUCGACAUCUCUGCUGAACGGAUUCUAGUCAAUAACUGUAAUAUGGUAGUUUCAGAGCACCUAUUGUUUCUACUUAAUUUAUACUACUUUUGAUUUACUGAAGAGCUUUGUAACAUUGUAUAAGCAUAGAACAGUUUUUGUUAUUUGGCCAUAUAAUCGUCAUUUUAAUACACUGAAGUGUUCCAGAUUUACUUUG